UCCUCCCUCUCAAUGUCACUCUCCUCGUUCUCUCUCAGUAAAUCAGAAGUUUGUUUCGUUUCGAGGUUGGAGCUGAGAGUUUGUAGGGAUGGAAGAAAAACCAUCAAGCUCUCAUCGCAAGCGCCAAUUCUUCGAAGAUGAAGACUCCAACAAGCCUCCCGCGUAGUCAUUUCCUUCAAAUCUUUUCUUUUCUUUUUUUAUUUUGUUUGUGUGUUUUUUUUAACUUUGAAAAUGAAAAUCUUUCAUACCUCAAUGGAAAGUAAUUCCUUUUCUCGCCUUGUUGAUACAGUUGUUUUAGCUCGUAAUUCUACUCGUUUUCUCUUUUAUGUUUACUCUUUGUUUCUUACUUUUGCUUUGGAAAUUUUAGCUGUAAAUAUGUUAAGGCAAAAGAGAGUUAGGUUUCCCAAGGGAAAGAAAGUGAAGCCUGGAGAAGAAGCAGUGAACAGAGUUGAUGUGGAAGAUGGUUCCGGUGACUUGAAAGAUCCCCGUCUCGCUGCCAAGGACCGUGCCAAGCGCCGCAGUCAAAUUACUACGGAACUGUUCACUGAAGAUGGACGGGGCACGCUUAACGAUGUCUCUACUGCUGAAGUUGCAUAUGAGGAUAAUGAGAACUUUGUUGAUGAUGGUAUUCAAAUAGAACCUUUCAAUCUGAACAAAGAAAGAGAAGAAGGAUACUUUGAUGCAGAUGGAAACUUUGUUGAAUAUGUCAAUGACAACGAAAUCAAGGAUGCAUGGCUUGAUAGUGUCGAAGCUGAUACAAAAUAUGCAGGAAAAACAUCUGCAACAACAAAUGAUGAAGAUCAUGAUGACGUUGUGGCACAGGAUCUUUCCUCCCAAGACAUUGGGAUAAUGAAAAGACGUAUUGCCAAUGUGCUCGAGCCUGGAGAAACGGUUUUGCAAGCUCUGAGAAGGUUGAAAGGAACUUCAAAUAACAGAAAGGAGAAAAUGUCAGCUGAGACAAAGCAUGUAUUUGACCAACUAACUGAGGAUGCCAUGAAGUUGAUGGAGAAUGGUGACUACAAUGUAUACCAUGAGAAGCAGGAGGUUUUCCAGCGCGAGGCAGAGGGAUAUGAGAAGUUAGCUCUGGCCAGGGGGAAGUGCCUAGCUGUGAAUGUUGGACUGGAGAAUUCUGGUCCUAACUUGGGAAUUGACACACUCAAAGAUAUAAAUAAUCCUGGAGUAACUUCUUCCAUACCCCCUGACUCAGUUGUGGGUACUUCAAAUGCAAAUCUAACUGCUACUGAAGUUUCAAGCAAUACAGGUGACAGUUAUGAUAUGUUUGCCGAUGAUGAGGAUGAUGAGAAUCUUAAGCCAUCAUCUGAGCCUAAUUCUAAUGCUGUGAUUCAAGCAUCAUAUGAAGCUGUAAACACUUCUUCUGAGACUGGAGAUGUGCAAAAUGAUUAUGUCUAUGAUGAGUCUUCAGGGUACUACUACAGUAGCUCUUUGGGAUAUUAUUAUGACCCAUCUACAGGACUAUAUUGCUCAGCAGCAUCAGGGCAAUGGUAUUCUUUUAAUGAGGCGACUGGCACAUAUGAUGAAGUUAAGGAGGUUGCAUCCAAUUCAAAUUGAGAGGUAGAGAGUUACUGGUUCAGUCAAGGAUGUUGUACAGGCUAUACAGAGUAGAGUUUGAUGUGUGAAAGUGGAAUCUAAGUGGGUUUGCACACAAUAGGCUCCUGACUUCUUUCUUGCCUUUUGGAAGCUAAUAACAUUUAUACAGUCCUUGUAUUUCUACCCAGUAAGAUCACUUAGAUUUUCUAUGGCGGUGGCAUUUAGCAAUUUUUGUUUUGUUUUGUUGUGGUUGAGGUGUUAGGGAUAGAAAUCCAUCAUUUGGAUUCCAAGCUUUGAGUUGUUCAGCGUAUGGGAGUUUGUUUUGUUUUGUUUUGUUUCUAUAAUAUGGCACUUAAUUCUGCUAAA
This is a messenger RNA of Theobroma umbraticum, 1914 nucleotides long. RefSeq names its product CD2-binding protein-like protein. Gene Ontology annotation, cellular component: U5 snRNP. NCBI's taxonomy places the organism in Eukaryota, Viridiplantae, Streptophyta, Magnoliopsida, Malvales, Malvaceae. The record is from RefSeq and is a predicted model, not a curated record.